GGAGGCGAGUGGAGACGACGGCCUCGCCAAUAUGCCUAUCCAGCACGUUUCUGUGGCGUCUUGUUGCAUUCGGUACGGGGUAGAAUACAACUAUUCUCUAUAAGUAUCCAAUCGUUUCCAAACCCUUUGUCGCAAUUAAGUUUAUGAAAAGUGGCUACCUUGUUGUCCACGUUUAGGUACUGUAUGUACGUCGUAGGUACGAAGUAGCUAGCUAUACUAAACUAUCCCCGGACGUCUACCCGCGCCUAUCUCCUCGUCCUCCACAUAUCCACCCUGAGUAAGGGAACCCAUCAAUAUAAGGUGCAGAGGGCGGGCAGAUGAUAGUAUCAUCUUUGGAUUUGUUUGGAUUUGUUAUACAACCAAGCCUUGCCGCGCCCAUUGUCAAGCAUCUUUACGAAAUCCCCCCCGCAUCUCGCCAAUUGAUUGUUUCGGCGCCACGCCGUUGAGAAAUCAGUGGGUGUGUUAUUUUCGGACAUCCAUCUGCUUAAAAAGUACCGGACACGCAAUUCGGUUCAGUCAUUCUUCCAUCCGUUGGAACUCACUCAAUUUCGAGAGCAAAGCACGACUUCAACUAAGUGCUGCGUCACAAAAAGCGCUCAAUACUCGUUGUACCGUUCAACCUUGUCGCUUAGCAGAUUACCCCUUUACAGCGCUACUUGCAGCACGCCAUCGUAUACCCCAAACAACCAAUUGAGCGUGCCUGUUGCUCCAAGUCACCAAGUGCUUAUUCUGUUUUGCGGCCCAUACCCCGCAUAGAGCCUUAUAUAUAGUCUCUGCACUGUACCUGUGCCUACCAGCUAGCUAUCGACCAGCGCACCGGAACGCAACGACCUCAAUUUUGUACCUCAACCCAACAAUAUUUUUUUCUAAGACCAAAAAAAACAUUCGUCGAUAACACCAUCGACUUGGUGGUGUGCAAAGGGGUUUCCUGUCCGACCUGGUGCUUCUUCGCGUGUCUCAAACUCGCUCGUAUCUGGGUACGUGGGUGCUCUCAAAGCUCUGCACUCUCGAUCAGCAGCACCAACUUCCCCUCUUCGCCCCGCCCUUUCCUAUCAACACCAGUGAAAUUCCCCGACAGGCGUCAGAUAACAGCACCGGCCAUAACCAACCAUCCGGUCCUUCGUCUCACAACACCUUCACGAUAAUUUCCCUCCGUGUUCGGACUUUUCAUAUAUAAGAAUACAGAAAUCGGUGCACUGGAGAAUAUCAAAGGACACCCCUCCGUCAAGUUCCGCAACUGCGCCCGCCCGCUCAUCAUUUGUGAGCUCGCUAGCCGUGGCAAGGUUUAACUGGGAACCACUCAACCAUCCGUUAUCGCAGCCCACCUGCACCUCUUCUUACCUAUACCCACCUGGAGCAGCCGAGGAUCGAGACAAAAGAGUCACUACGAUCCUUAUCAACUCUGCUCACGGUACCUCAUAUUCUACCUGACCUUUUAAUCAUUUAUCACAUCAGCGCCAACCAUCACGAGGAUCAUCACCCAAGUUCACAAGACGCAACCCCUACCACCAUAUACACCAUCGCUCAAUCCCAGCCGCCGAUCCAGCUUCUAGACCCCGUCUAAUCUGUACAUCAACCGGCCUACCUCCUCAUCAGUUCCAUUUUAUAUUUUUUUGAUUCCUUCUCUUCAAACGGAAUCGCGAGCAAUUCAGCUCAAAACCGACAAGCUGGCUCACUCACGCCCCCCACCCCUACAAACUCAUUCCGCAGUGGUCGCUUCCCCUCCUCAUGUAUCUCCCCGUCCCCAUGGCGAGAAGAGACACCACCCGAGGAGGAAAUCAGGACGUGAUAAUACAGCAUCGGAGAAGAAGUCAUCCAGACCUACGGCUAGCAGGAGAACCUCUCCUCAGUAUGUGACGAAGUCCACAUCAUACAGUGGAGGUAGGACAAGUACUCGAGAGCGAGAACAAGAGGAGGAGACUGUCAGGGAUAAUAAUGGAGAGGGAUUUCCACAGUUCUGGUAAGCUCUUUUCCUUUGCUCAUGCACCCAUUCAUUCAGUCAUGCCAGCCAGAAAUGGCGAGGCUGGAAGAGUUCCCCAGGAACACACUUCCACCAUCCUCAUGACCCCUCAAAAGGGGAUGAAUAGUGUGGGGUGCAUAUUGCAACCAUGUACAUGCAGCGCUGACGAAUAACCUAGCACGUCGUGCGAAAAGCAAUUCCAAGCCGCCAACACCUUCCUUUACUGCUCCGAAGCGUACGCAUUGCUUUUUUCGCUACGGCACGAUUGCUUAUCUUGGACGAAAUGCUGACUCCUGACUAGUUGUCGUCUUUAUGACCAGCGUCCUGACCCAACUCGUGCAAUUUCAUACUCAUCCACUCAAGCCCCAACUUCCCCGCCUCUUACCCCAUACACCCGCCAUUUUUCGAGCCUUCCAGGCCCCGACGAUGGACCAGACAUCGUCCCUCGUUUUUCACCCACUCAGUCUCGUCCACGAUCUUACUUCAACUCCGAUCCCUAUCCAUCAUCCUAUCAAGCAUCUAGCGCGGGAUAUUCUCAAUCUCCACCUCAACCCACUUACACCAAUUCCCACUCUAGCACUGCUCUAGCCAGUCUUCGGGAGCUAGCUACCGCUUUGCCGAAAACAUCCUCCAAACACCGGGACCCAGAGUCUCCCCCGAAGAGCAAUGCUAGUAGCAUCUCUCGUACCGGUUCUGGUGUCUGGGAUUAUAUCCCAUUCACAUCGAGUAGUAAAACAGCGCCAACACCAAGUGCUACACCAGGAAACUCUUACAAUGCUGGGUAUACUGUAAGCCACAGCUACAAUGCUUCUCAUUCCAGCUACGCAUCUGGCAGCGGCCGAAGCAGAGAAGACUUGCACAGCUAUGGCAGAAGUUACAGCACAUAUGGUAACACAGGGGGUAUGGGUAUGGACAGGCCACUACCGCCCAGAAACGGACCUGGUGGAUAUGGACACCGUCCAAAAAGCAUCGAUCUUGUUACCCCAGUUGUUGAGCACAUGAUUUAAACUAUCUCUCAUGUUACCAGUUCAACCACCAUCCAAAUUUACAAUAACAGCUUUGGAUAUCAUCAUCUAUUUCUUGUUCAUUAUUUUUGGAGACCUAUCCAUUCAUAAUCACAAAAAGUACUUCUUGGGUCUCCGAGGGAGACAUCCUCACAUGAGCAUACGCAUACGCAUACACAUCAGUACCACAGCAUGAUUGGAGUUUACAUUAUAGGCACGAACAUAUUUUCCUAUCACAUAAAAAGUUUGGGCGUUGCAUUUUCUUGUUUUCAAUUAGUUGGGAUGGGCGAGUGUUCAGUGGGGGGGAAUGGAUAAGGGCAUGUUCUUCAAGGGGGUAGGGAAUACAUGAUGGAAAGCAUGCGUAGAGAAGGACUCGUUAUUCUUUAUUUGGAUUGUAUAUACUUUGUUGAAGAUAUAUGCAUGUACAAGGAUAGUAUCGUUGUUAAAUUUAUCAUUUUAAAAUUACA
Hymenoscyphus albidus is the source of this 3431-nucleotide messenger RNA. NCBI's taxonomy places the organism in Eukaryota, Fungi, Ascomycota, Leotiomycetes, Helotiales, Helotiaceae. The record is from the annotation of a GenBank genome assembly.